AUGACCUCCAUUUCCAGCAGCGUUGAGACUCUGCGAUCUGAACUGGAGAGAGACAAAGGGGUGCAUCGUGCAGAGAAAGACAAACUCCAGGCUGAGCUCAGGUGGAGAAGCGCCCAGCUCUAUGCAGUGGACGUGACUCUGGAUCCAGACACGGCUCAUCCCAGACUCGUCCUGUCUGAGAAUCGGAAAUGUGUGAGACUCGGAGACACACGCCAGUAUCUGCCCGACAACACUGAGAGAUUUGAUUAUUGUCCCUGUGUCCUGGGCACUGAGGGGUUCGCGGGCGGGAGGCAUUAUUGGGAGGUGGAGGUGGGAGACAAGACAGGCUGGGACAUGGGGGUUUGUAGGGAAUCUGUGAGGAGGAAGGGGGAGGUCAGACCCACACCUGGGAAUGGAUUCUUGGCCUUGUGGCUGUGGGAUGGGGAAUACGAGGCCUUCACCUCCCCCGCGACUCCCCUCCCCGUGAGGGUCAGGCCCAGCCGGGUGGGGAUUUUCCUGGACUAUGAGGCGGGCGAGGUCUCGUUUUACAAUGUGACUGACAGGUCCCAUCUCUUCACUUUCACGGGCACCUUCUCCGGGAAGCUCCGCCCUUAUUUCUGUCCUGGUCUCAGCGCAGGGGGUACAAACGCGGCUCCCCUGAUAAUCUGCCCGGUCCCAGCUCACUACAUAUAA
This is a messenger RNA of Mauremys mutica (yellowpond turtle), 672 nucleotides long. Its product is annotated as erythroid membrane-associated protein-like. NCBI's taxonomy places the organism in Eukaryota, Metazoa, Chordata, Testudines, Geoemydidae. Bases 1 to 672 code for a protein of 223 amino acids. The transcript is spliced from 7 exons. The record is from RefSeq and is a predicted model, not a curated record. Gene Ontology annotation, molecular function: protein binding.